AUGGGUACGACGUUCUCGGUCUCCCCAGUGUUGCAUGAUGAAGUGGCUGAACACAAGAGAAGAACCCUGAGCAAACCAAGGUUGAUUGUGUCAGCCUUCGGUUUCAAGUUGGUUAAGCAGAAAAGUGGCAAGAAAAUCAAUCCACAUCUUCAGCCAUUUCAGACCCUUCAUAUCGGAGAAGAUCGGAACGCACCAUCCCAAAAUUGUCUGCCACAGUCUAUGGAAAUUGAGAAGCCAUCUCAAAAACUGGAACAAACCAAACUCCUAGUAAACAAGCAGCUGGAGGACGUGCAGAAGAACCAACCAAGCUGCCAAUUGCUCACAUCUCCAGCCCACAUCAUUGUUCAAGCCUCCACAGGUGAGCUGCUGCUCUGUUUGGGUCGAUUCCUGCGCCAUCGCUGCCUUAAAAUCUUUGACCUGACUUCAAAUGAGGUGAUUGCCUGGUUCAGGAAUGUGGACCAGACUCUUUUGAUACAGGGCUGGCAGGAGGAGGCCUUCAUCACACCUCCCAUCAUUGUCUUUGUCUACCUGCUGUGCCGGGACACCAUAAGUGAGAACAUUACCAGUCCAGGUGAGCUCCAUGGGAUCUUUCUUACCUGCCUGUACAUGACCUACUCUUACCUGGGCAGUGAGAUCUCAUACCCAGUCCAGCCCUUCAUUAUCGAAGACAAUAAGGAUGUGAUCUGGCAGCAGGUUCUGGGUCUUAUUGAUAAACUGAGCUCUGAAAUGCUGAGGAUCAACAUGGACCUGCAGUUCUUCACUGAGGUUCUCCAAGAGCUGAAAAAUGAAGGAGCGGUGAAGAACAUGAAUGGUCUGGACUGCUGA
This is a messenger RNA of Neoarius graeffei (lesser salmon catfish), 825 nucleotides long. It is a transcript of the gene cdk5r2b, whose product is annotated as cyclin dependent kinase 5, regulatory subunit 2b (p39). Gene Ontology annotation, molecular function: protein kinase binding; cyclin-dependent protein serine/threonine kinase activator activity. The coding region runs from base 1 to 825 and encodes 274 amino acids. The transcript has a single exon. The record is from RefSeq and is a predicted model, not a curated record. Gene Ontology annotation, cellular component: protein kinase 5 complex; cytoplasm. Gene Ontology annotation, biological process: activation of protein kinase activity; positive regulation of cyclin-dependent protein serine/threonine kinase activity; brain development. NCBI's taxonomy places the organism in Eukaryota, Metazoa, Chordata, Actinopteri, Siluriformes, Ariidae.